Messenger RNA from Halteromyces radiatus, 1111 nucleotides. RefSeq names its product chaperonin 10-like protein. Bases 43 to 1059 code for a protein of 338 amino acids. The transcript has 7 exons. Gene Ontology annotation, biological process: alcohol metabolic process. NCBI's taxonomy places the organism in Eukaryota, Fungi, Mucoromycota, Mucoromycetes, Mucorales, Cunninghamellaceae. Gene Ontology annotation, molecular function: alcohol dehydrogenase (NADP+) activity; zinc ion binding. The record is from RefSeq and is a predicted model, not a curated record.
UUUUUUUUAUCUUUUUCUUUUCUUUUUAAUUACAAAUCAACUAUGCCUUUUCAAAUCAAUUCUUUUGUUACAUCAGAUGUCCAUGGUAAAUUCAAGGAAUCUACACGUCCAGUUGAAGAACUUGGUCCUCAUCAAAUUUUGAUCGAACUUGCUGCUGCUGGGAUCUGUCAUACGGAUUGUCUUUAUCUCGAUCAACAAGGAUUAGUUCUUGGUCAUGAACCUGUGGGUUAUGUGAAAGAAAUGGGUUCUGCUGUCACUGGAUUCACUAAAGGUGAUUAUGUUGGAUUCUCUUAUAUGCAAUCAGCUUGCUUGACUUGUGACCAAUGUUGUGCUGGUGAUGAUCUUUAUUGUAAGGAUCGUGUUUGUUUCCCUGGUAAUGGAAGUAACAAUGGUUUUGCUGAUGCUGCUGUUGUGGAUUCUCGAUUUACUUAUCAUAUUCCUUCUGAAAUUGAACCUAAGCAUGCUGCUCCUCUCAUGUGUGCUGGUUCUACUGUUUUCAAUGGUUUACUCUCUACGAAUUUGAGUCCUACCGCUUCAGUUGGUAUUGUUGGUAUUGGUGGUUUAGGUCAUCUUGCUCUUCAAUUUGCUAACAAAUGGGGUUGUCAUGUCACUGCCAUCUCCACCAGUAAUUCCAAAAAGGAAGAAGCCCUGUCAUUCGGUGCUCAUGCUUUUCUCAACUCGAAUGAUUUUGCUACUCCUGGCUUCUUUGAUUCCGCUCCCAAGUUUGAUUUGAUUCUCAACACCACCAGUGUGGAUUUACCUUAUGAUGAUUAUAUCAAGUUAUUGAAACCUAAGGGACAAUUUUUAUUGAUUGGUGUACCUAGCAAGUCAGUGGAAGUGAGUGCUUUCCCUUUUAUUGGCUAUGAAUUGGGAAUGCGUGGAUCUCUUGUCGGUGGUCGUCGUGCCGUAAGAUUGAUGUUGGAAUUUGCUGCUCGUCAUGGUAUUAAGCCUCAAGUGGAAGAAUAUCCUUAUACUUUACAAGGACUGGAACAAGCUAUGGAACGAUGUGAAAACUACAAGGCUAGAUAUAGAGCUGUGUUGGUGAAGGAUAAACAAUAAUUAGUAUUAGAAAUAUAGUUUUCUAUUGUUAUUAUCUUUUUUUUUUUUUUUU